Wyeomyia smithii (pitcher-plant mosquito) is the source of this 1942-nucleotide messenger RNA. RefSeq names its product elongation of very long chain fatty acids protein 4-like. Gene Ontology annotation, biological process: fatty acid elongation, monounsaturated fatty acid; fatty acid elongation, saturated fatty acid; sphingolipid biosynthetic process. The transcript has 6 exons. Gene Ontology annotation, molecular function: fatty acid elongase activity. The record is from RefSeq and is a predicted model, not a curated record. The coding region runs from base 553 to 1416 and encodes 287 amino acids. Gene Ontology annotation, cellular component: endoplasmic reticulum membrane. NCBI's taxonomy places the organism in Eukaryota, Metazoa, Arthropoda, Insecta, Diptera, Culicidae.
UUACUUCGUCAUUGUAGAUCCGUCCGUUGAGCAGCACACCACGCGAUUCCAGCGCGAGCAACAAACGAAGCGCAAGCGAUUCGUUGGAAUUUUGCGCGAAAAGUGUACAAACAAGUGUGCUUCCGCGGGUCCCAUUUCUCGGGUUCUUGAUUGCUUCACACGAUCGGCGCGCCACUACUGUCGGGUAAUUAAAGGAAAGUGACAGAACAAAUAUCUGCCGGUUAUUUAGUAAUCGCAUUCCAACCGUGUCUGUCUGCACAGGUUCAAGCCCAUUAGCUUGGUGGGACCCAACGCGGGCAGAAAGACAGUGCAAAUAUUGACCGGCCGGAGUUCGUCACCAAUUUAUUGGAUAUAGUGGAAACGGUCGUUGAAAUCUUUUUACGAACGGUGAAAAGUCAAACAAGGAAGCAGUACCCGAGAAGUGAAACUAGCUAGUGCCAGUGCCGAAAUUGUGAAUCCGGGUGAUAUGUUUUGAGUAGAUCAACCAGCAGCAGGCCGACAGAGUGAAGAUCGAUUUUGUAACACAACUCAGGACCAUCGACACAUUUCACCAUGACGAAUCGAACAACCGAAAGUAUACCGUUCUACGACGUGUUCGGAUACUACGAAUGGACCCUCACACUGGCGGAUCCUCGAACGAAAGGUUGGCUGCUGGUGGAUUCUCCUGUGCCAACCCUGCUCUGCGUCUGUGGUUAUCUUUUCGUGGUUUGGAUCGGCCCCAAGCUGAUGCGAGACCGGAAACCGUUCGAUCUCAACUCGGUGCUGAUACCGUACAACUUAGUGAUGGCACUACUAAAUCUGUACAUUUGCCUUCAAUUGUUCAUCGGUUCGAUACAGCUCAGCUAUAGCUACAUUUGCGAACCGUGCAAGCAGAGCUUCAGCGGUCCUGAAAUGAGGAUCGUUGGUGCGGUCUGGUGGUACUACUUCUCUAAGGUACUGGAAUUUAUGGACACAUUCUUCUUCAUCCUGCGCAAGAAAGAUAACCAGCUGACCUUUCUGCACGUGUAUCAUCAUAGCACUAUGUUCUCGUUCUGGUGGAUUGGCGUCAAAUGGGUGCCCAGUGGAAGCACCUUCCUACCGGCCAUGGUUAACUCUUUCAUCCACGUCCUUAUGUACACUUACUAUGGUCUCUCUGCCAUCGGUCCACAUAUGAACAAAUAUCUGUGGUGGAAGAAGUAUCUCACCAUGCUUCAACUGGUUCAGUUCACCUUUGCGAUGCUGCUCGGAAUCAACGGGAUCGUCACGGGAUGUGAGUUCCCGCUGUGGAUGCACUACACCCUGAUCGGUUACAUGAUUUCGUUCAUCGUCCUGUUCGGUAACUUUUACGCGCAAGCCUAUCUCAACGGACAGCCCAUCAAGCAGUUUGAGAUCAAUGCCAACUGUUUGGACCUACGCUCGAGAAACAAGGACGAAUAGAGAGGAUCGGAGAAAGCGACUAUUUUCGAUUACCAAAUUAGCUGCUAAACGUACCGCGUAUAGGAUUAACGAAUGGGGAGAAUGGAUCAUUAUCACACUUCACAGCAGUGAACUCAGUGAUUUAAAUGUAUAAUUUUGAUAUCACGAUAGACGUGUUUCUGUAAUAGUCUAAAGCCUAUGUUUAUGUUAAACAAAUGACUAAAAUAAAGCUUGCUGAGAACGUAUGUUUAUAUUAAUUUGAGAUUUAAAUCCAUUUCCACUCCAAUGAGAGUCCUCUUUGACUUACAAUAAGUACAAAUUCAGGUCAGAAAACUUUAUUCAGGAUAAAAAAAAUUGUGAAAGAAGUAGGAUUUUCUUUUGUAGAAUUCUUGCGAAUUGUUAGGCAUAAAGCUUUUUUAUCCACAUUUCUCAUUAUUAAGCAAACCAACCUGAAUGAUAAAAAUCCGGACCAAUUUUCAAAACUCAACUCGAUAAUCAGUUAAUCAAAUCCGGACUUAUGUCAAACACCACAUAGUUUCUUCAAAGU